This is a messenger RNA of Nothobranchius furzeri (turquoise killifish), 4645 nucleotides long. RefSeq names its product proline-rich protein 36. Gene Ontology annotation, cellular component: plasma membrane. The record is from RefSeq and is a predicted model, not a curated record. Gene Ontology annotation, biological process: T cell receptor signaling pathway; integrin-mediated signaling pathway; protein localization to plasma membrane. NCBI's taxonomy places the organism in Eukaryota, Metazoa, Chordata, Actinopteri, Cyprinodontiformes, Nothobranchiidae. Gene Ontology annotation, molecular function: protein binding.
AUCAUCCCGGCCCUGGGAUUUUGACCGGCUCUCCUUUAGAUUAGUAUAGAAAUAGCAGCAUUAGUAGAUUGGUAGAUCAGCCUGAUUUUACACAUUUACUGACUGGCUCCCUUGUUUUAGUUUCAAAAACAAAAAAGGACACAAGCUAAUACUUUUGAAGAUUCCAGAAACUAGUCGAGUCCGUGACUCAUUGCGCGCGCACGCACAUCCAGACUGGUGACAUUCCAGAGGAACAGAGAGCAAAAAAAGAAAGAAACCAAUAGCUCAUAGCCUUCGCGAGUUACGCUAACUGGGCCAGAACCCGUUUGCCGAGCUGGACUCUGUUUUUGUUCCUCACUUCCAGAUGAGAAGGGGGGUUUCUGACUCGGCCUCAUUCCUGAAACCAUCUCCCGAGCGCGUGGGACGCACACUUGUCUCGGUGGAAGGAGAGACGCACACGGAAGAUUUCUUUUCAGCACAGGUGUAUAUUUUGACCGGACUCGCGAUGAGAGGCUGAAGAGGAGGAGGACUGAUCUGGUUAGUUUAGGACGUGUUGUAGUUUCCGUGGAUUGUAAAACUCGCCAUGGAGGAUCAGCAGGGAGACCAAAUGGACUUUCAGUCCGUGAGGGCCAUGUUCCAGGAGAAAGAAUGCGUCAUGGGGCAACCUAAGAACAAACCUUUUUCCUCGGAUAAACCUAAAGUUGGCCCCCCUUCCCAGAGCCCCACUUAUCUACCUGCAGGUGCACGCCCCUCCCUGCUCACUUCCAUAAACCACGCCUUGGAAACCAACACAGUGAACGCCCCCCGAGUUGUCUUCAGGGAAGAGAAGAAGGAGAGCAAAAAGCCUCUUGUGCUGACUAAUUCCAAAGCAAAAGACAAACCUGACAAGAAAGUCAAGGAAUCUAAAGACAAGACAGCAAAAGAAGAUGAGGAGAAGCUCCUCGACAAUUUGUCGGAUCAGAAGGAGAAGAGAGAGAACGGUAAGGACAAGAGAUUCCCAUCCCUCCUGAAUCAGAAGGAACCGGCAGCAGUGCUGGUUGAAGCGUCGGCACCACCCAGAGCCCCAACAACAAAGAAGAAAGGCUUUCAUGUUCUCAAGAAGAGUGCGAAACGAGACUCCACAAUGAUCUCCGAUCCAGUCUUAGACACCUCAGGUUUUGAUGUUUCUGGACCUGCUCCACUGAUCCCAGUUUCUUCUGAUGCUGGAAGUGUGCAAAUGGAGCCUCUGUACUCGAUACCAAAAGCCCGCCCACUAAUGAAGACGACCUUACCUGAACCCAGUGCUGCCGUGGACUUGACCCCACCCUCCUUUACCCCUGACUUCUGUCCACCUCCUGCCGUCACCCCAGAGGUCCCUGUUCUGACAGUCUCAACCCCGGAGAGUAAACCCCCAACUCAGAUACCAAGUCCUGCCCCUCCAUCUACUGCGGCUCCUGUCCCUCCAAACCAUGGAACUCCAUCCCUUCUACAUGUCGGUCCUCCUACCCGUCCAUCCUUUGCUGCUCCUCCCCCUCCAAAGCGUUUUACUGCUACCCAUCCAGCUGUUGCCUCUCCCACCCGUCCAACCUUUCCUGCUCCUCCCCCACCUAACUCUUCACCUUUUGCUGCCUCUGCUCCUCCAAACCGCAACACCCCUUCCCCUCCACCUAUUGCUGCACCUCCUCCAAACAUCAGGGCUCCCAACUCUCCACCUACUGCUUCACCCACACCUCCAGAUGCUGAUUCCCCAGCCCCUGAUCCAUCACUUUGUGUUACACCUGACCCUAGACCAGGCCUUGCUCUCGCCGAUCCAUUUCUUGUGGCCUCUGCUCCAUCCCUCUCCCCUUCUGAACAUCAGCGUGCAACAGAGGUCCAUGCAGAGGCUGUAAAUGUAGCUUUAGUGAAGAAGCCUCCUUCCAAAGAGGUUGACCCUCCUUCCUUGGAGUCACCCGGAGGUGAACAUCCCAUCUCGGCUCUUUCAGUCCUGGAGAGGGCAGAAGACAAGGGCCCUGGAAAGAAAACAUCUCCAGGAGAUCUAAGGAUUUUAAACGCUCUGGAGAAUUCACGCAAGAAAAACGGCAGUCCCUUGUUGAUCUCUCCUCGCGCCACUCCUCCACCUGAGGAGCGUCCUCAGGAGGACCCCACCAAAGACCUCCCACAUAUCGAUUAUGCAGGAAGGAAACAUCCCUCGCCCAAUCCGGUUAACGACAUUGACCACGAAGUCUCUCCAGUAUGGGAAAAGAUAAGUAAGGAGAAGACUGGUGCAGAGCUCCUUGUGCUUCCCCCUCCUCCAGCCAAACAAGCCCUACCAGACCUCAAGUAUCCAGAGCAAGCUCCAGAGAAACCCGACAGACUUUCCUCCGUCAUCCAGGAUCAGUUUAUUCCUCCUCCUCCUCUUUUUGAAGGAGAUUCUGGGCUUUUGGAAGCUGAAACCACUGAUGGUCCAGAGUUUGAGGAGUUGGCUUCAGAUGCUUACUCCCCAGAGCUUCCAUCAUCAGAGUGGGGGAACGAGCUUGGCACCGAUAUUACAGGCGGUCAAAGCCCAUUAGAGGGUUUGAGUAAUGGGACAGCUCAUCCAGUAAUGGAUGUCCAUUCUGAACCAGCGAAUGAAGUUGAUUAUGAAGAAGGUCCGGUACCAGUGUCUCCUCUCCCGGUCUUCAAGGAUCCACCAGUAGUGGAGGAGCUGCCAGUAGAUAACCGCAACAGUGUCCUCGUGGAGACGGAAAACGAGUACGAGGACAUCGCCACAUCCCUCAAAAAGAAAGGAAAGCUUAACAAUAGCAAGAAAAACAAAGGGGCACCAAAAAAUCCAUAUGCUGAGUCUGAAAAGGUCGCGGUUCAAGAGAAAACCAAGAGCAGGAGGUUUGCCAGGGGUGAAAAAAAACCUGCUGGUGAGAAGUUGGAUGAGAAGGAGCUGAAAAAGGAGAAGCACCGGCUGGAAAGGGAGAAGAAGGAGCUGAAGGAGAAAAGGGAGAGGGAGAAGAAAGAGCAGAAAGAAAGAGAGAAGAAGGAGCUUGAGAUGAAGAAGAAAUUCAAAGUGACAGGACAGGAGGAAGCCAUGUACCAGGCAAAAGUGACUGAAACAUCGAAGGGCCGUAGGCACAAUUUGCCCAUCAAGAGUGGCGAUGUUGUCAGCAUCAUCCGAACAACCGACUGCCCCAAGGGGAAGUGGCUGGCCCGGGACAACAAGAACAACUACGGAUACGUUUCUGUGAAACGCGUGAAUCUGGACGUCAAGGAGAUGUUAGAGAUGGGGAAGAAAGCAGCCCGUAACAGCACCGUCAUCGAAUCUGGAGAUACCAGCAAAGGCAACUGGAAUUCAAAUGACUUCCAUCCAGAAAGCUUUACAGACGACAGCGAGGAGUGGACCUGUGAGGACGAUGAUCUCCUCACUCCUACUGAUUAUCUCCUCACUCCUACUGCAGAAGCCGACCAGUUUGCUUCAGAGAGACACAACAAGGCUCUCUCCAUGCCAGUUAUGGGAGUUGAGGACCUUUCCAUAAACCACCAGCACAGUGACAUGGGUGACGGUGACCAGACCCAGACAAAACCAGAAGCACUUCAGAAGUUGUCAACAUUUUUAAAUACACACAAAUCUGCAAAUGCAUCUGAGAGCAGCCAUCCCGAACCAGAGACAAGUCCCAUAUCCGAGCAGGAAGAAGUGGUUUCUGAGCCGGAGGGCAGCUCACUACAGGAAGAAGAGUUUGAUCCCACAGCGGUUAUUUUACCGCCUCCUGACCAGUACGCUGAUACCACGGUGGAGUGAUCACUGUGAGAAGCCAAACCAAACCCAUCCAGCACUGAAAAGGAUUUGUCAGUGGUUUCGAUCCGUGGCAAGCAUCAGUCUCCUGAUACUCUGACAACUACACCUGCUUGACUUUGAACUCAUUUAUCAAACGACUGCAUUUCUGGAUUAAUGUAAUGAUUUGCAAUGAGCAAACUUCAUCUAAGCAGCUGAAAACUCUCCCUUCCAUGACCCGAAGCAGUCGGUGAGGAUCAGACUGGUGAGCUCUGAACUUUGAACUCUGGAACAAGAUGAACUGCCUUUCCUAGCAAGAUCUUAUCUUGUGGAGAAAAUAUCAGGCUUCUGUAAAAUAUCUCUAAAUAAUUGUAAAGGUUGAAAGCAAAACUCCAGAAUACAGCCUACAGAGGAAAAUCCGCUAAAUCUAACUGUCACGACUGGAUUAUAGUUCGGAUAAGCGAACAAGUCUGAAUCUCUAUUUUUGUAUAAAAAAGGUUGCGUACAAAAGGAGGAUUACUUCUAUCAUACGCUUCAGCGUGAGACUAAUCUGUGUGAGAAAACAGCUCGUUUCUAGAUUUUUGGUAACUUUUAUUGACAAAUGCAUGGAUUAUGUUUUAUUUUCAAAUUAUCUUUAAUGGAUUAAAAAAAGAAAUAUUUCGUCUAAGAUCAACAUCUCAGAUGUGCUAAAGUAAGUAAAUCAUUUUGCUUUAGCUGCUUAUAACCUGGAGGGAAACAAUGAGCUUUAUUUUCUUUCAUUUGUUAUUGUUUACAGGUAUUGUUUACCUCAGACUCUUUCUUAUAAGCUGUUGUACACAAAUGUAAGGUGAGGCGAUCCUCUGUGUGUAUAAAAACUCUAAAUUGGGAAAAAAAGGACAAACCAGAAAUGUUGAUUUAUAAAUUUGUUUACUGUUUUUCAAUAAAUACUCAUUUAAGUGCAAAUCCUAA